Molecule: messenger RNA, 246 nt
Organism: Mesorhabditis spiculigera
Lineage: Eukaryota; Metazoa; Nematoda; Chromadorea; Rhabditida; Rhabditidae
Source: the annotation of a GenBank genome assembly
AUGUUCUGGAAACUCGGUGCACCGGUGUUGAUCACAUGCUCGUGGGUGUGGAGCUUCUCGGCUUCGUGGCCGGCCGCCGCCAUCAACGGCAUGUACGCACAGAUAAACGGCGAAAUUGCGCGGAGCCCACAGUUUUACGCGCAAUUAACCGGCGUCUACGCGUUGCUCGACGUCACCGGCAAGGUCUAUAUCGGGUUGGCGGCGUUGCUGAACGCGUGCACCGGCUCGAAAUUGUUGUAUUUGAGA